UUGAUUGGAUCUCAUUGCACUUAUUUUCAGGUCGAUCAACAGAAUCUCGUCAAAUACAGUCAAUACCUCGAGCUUCUCCGGAACGCUUAUGGAAUCCAGUUACCGGGUGAACUCGGACAGCAGUCCGUUCAACCACAGCCUGAGUAUCAGUUGUCCGCCUACCCAUCGGCUACGCUGACAGCGUACCAAGCCUCCGGCGCACAACCAGUGCAACCACAACCUGGUUAUCAGCUACCCGCAUAUCCGUCGUCAGCGCCAACUUACCAGGUUGCCGCAGCGCAACAGCCCGUUCAACAACAAACCGAAUACCAGUUGCCCGCUUACCCUACGGCUAAUGGGCAGUACCAGGCCGGGAAUCCUUACGCUCCUGCACUGCAAACUGUCGACCAUGGUGGCCAACAUCUGACGGCCUAUGCGGCUUCCACUGCCUCACCUCAGCAGCAGUACCAAAUCUAUCAACCUCAAACUUAUGGACAAGCUGGACAACCACAGCAACAGCAAGUCUAUCAGCCCACUGCUCAACAAACCUACUCACAACCCGCUCAAGCCCAAACCUAUCAGCAACUCGUACCUCAACCACAGUCACCUCAACCUCCAGCUCAACCACAGUACCCUUCGCCGUACUCUGCCACUCAAGUACCUCUAAGUUCUCAGGAAUAUACUGCACCACCUCAACAGCCACAUUAUCCCUCACCUCAAACGAUACAGUAUCCAGGACAACAGGUCCCGUCCGGAAUUCCUCAGCAAUCUGUGCAACAACCACGGCAGCCACCACAGCAACCACAACAGCAAUCUCUAAGCUAUGGUCAGCAGGCUGUUCCAACCUAUCAGACAGCCGCUCUAACAUAUCCGCCGCAGCAUCCUCAACCAGGCAUUCAACCACAGCAACCCAAACCUCAGGUCUAUGCAUACCGAGGUUCAGGACAAGCCGUACAUCCCACGUACAGUUCAAAUCUGGCCUCACACUCCUCCGAGCAGCCCGAAUACGAAUCAAAUUCCGUAACCGAACUGGAGACAAUGGGAAGUGUUUAUGGAGGCGGAAGCGAGUACCCACAUGUGAUUGAGGAGAUUUACACGCCUCCGCAAACUCCAGCCACAACUCGUCCUACCACCACCCCUCGUCCACCUCCUGUGACAACUCGCCCACGCCCACAGACAACUCGUCCACGUCCACAGACAACUCCAGCUCCACAGCCAACGACGACAAAAUCAUCGGCAAUGGCGAUCACUUCUCAAUCGUUAACGCAGCAGGUACGGUAA
Messenger RNA from Cooperia oncophora, 1260 nucleotides. Lineage: Eukaryota; Metazoa; Nematoda; Chromadorea; Rhabditida; Trichostrongylidae. The record is from the annotation of a GenBank genome assembly.